Messenger RNA from Rotaria sordida, 270 nucleotides. NCBI's taxonomy places the organism in Eukaryota, Metazoa, Rotifera, Eurotatoria, Philodinida, Philodinidae. The record is from the annotation of a GenBank genome assembly.
AUGUCGUUAUAUUCAAUACCGUUUACAUUUAUAUUUCUAUCAUAUUUAUGCAAUCUAGUCAAUGCUGAUGGAAAUAUAGGUGGAUAUAUAGGUGGAGGUAUUGGUGGUCUUAUAAUAAUAAUUCUUGAUAUUAUUGCUAUUUUUGAUGUUCUUGGAACUCCUCGUACUAUUGUUGGAAAAUUACUUUGGAUUUUAUUGAUUAUAAUCUUUCCUAUAGGUGGUUUGAUUAUUUGGUUACUUUUUGGACGAAAAACAACUCCAGUUAUUUGA